AGAAACGCCGUGAAAAUGGUCAGAUCCGCCUCUCCGGCUGCAAUGCGCGCUCCCGACACAAGGGGGCAGAUUUUCACAGGGGAACAGAAUUUCGCACAAGACCGGUCCAGUCCACUAACCUGUUUUAACGACUCGCAGUCAGUUUUCCUGGAGGUUCUGCUCCUCAAGUCCGGUCCAGUUUCCAGGGAACAGCACUGCGCCUGCGCAACCCUCUUCAGAGGAAGAAGAAGAAGAAGAAGUCUGACGCAACAUCUGCUGACGUCACAUCCUACGAAGAUGAUGGCGGUGUCCACAGCGAGGUUGUUGAGCGGAGCAUCGAGAAAAUGCUGCAGGGCGCCGUCGCCACGCUGCAGCCAGAGCCGCAGCCUGAGCAGCGGUGAGUCCCUGCAGGAGGUAAAUGAUGAUGACAUCAGAUCUGUCAGCCAAUCAGCUUCCUCUGCCUCUGCAGGUCUCCGCCCACUGCCCCGACCCCGGCCGUUUACCCUGCUCAUCGUUACGGGAGGCUGUUACCUUGGUUACCAUCAGUACAAAAGGCGAGGCCAACUGGAUGAAGAGGCUGCACCCCAUUUAGCCACGCCUACUCAGGUGGCCCUUUACCGGACCUUCCCGACCCGCUUCAUGUCCCGGGCCUGGGGCCGGCUCAAUGGACUGGACCUACCUACCUGGCUCCGCAAACCCAUCUACUCCCUCUACAUCUGGACAUUCGGGGUCAACAUGCAGGAGGCAGCAGUGGAGGACCUGCAUCACUAUAAGAACCUGGGCGAGUUCUUCCGCCGCCGCCUCAAACCCGCGGUCCGACCCGUCUGUGCCGCUUCAUGCCUGACAUCACCGGCUGAUGGCAGGAUCCUCCAUUUUGGGCAGGUCCAGAACUCGCAAGUGGAGCAGGUGAAGGGCGUGACCUACAGCCUGGAGAACUUCCUGGGACCGCCCAGCAGGCCGAGCCCAGACCCGGCGUCCUUCCAGGACCGGCUGCUGUCGUCUCCGGACCGCGCCCUGUUCCACGUGGUCGUUUACCUGGCGCCGGGCGACUACCACUGCUUUCACUCGCCGGCCGACUGGAGGGUGGAGCUGCGUCGCCACUUCCCGGGCUCGCUGAUGUCGGUGAACCCGGGCGUGGCGCGUUGGGUCAAGGAGCUGUUCUGCCUCAACGAGCGCGUGGUGCUGAGCGGCCAAUGGCGGCACGGCUUCUUCUCCCUCACGGCGGUGGGCGCCACCAACGUGGGCUCCAUCAGGGUCUACUUCGACCAGGAGCUGCGGACCAACGCUCCUCGCUACAGCAAAGGUUCGUUCCAGGACCGCAGCUACGUUGCCACGAGCGACCAGGUGAAGGCCAGCGAAGGGGGUGUGGCCUUGUGUAAAGGCGAGCCUGUGGGCGAGUUCAACCUGGGCUCCACCAUCGUCCUGCUGUUUGAGGCGCCGGCAGAUUUCACCUUUGACCUGCAGCCAGGACAGCGAAUCAGGAUGGGGGAACCCCUCGGCAGCCUCUGAUUGGCCAGAGGCCGUAGCGUAUUUUUAUUGGCUGGGGACUCUGAGGGCAGAGCUUUAUGCAGGACGGACAGAAGACACGGACUCAAACUCCCAGAGUGCUUUGUGCCUAAGCUCUGUCUGCUCCACACUGCUGCCUGUGGCCAAAGGUUGAACUUCUGAUUGGUAGAAAGCACUGUGACAUCAUCAGUGAGGUCCUGAUUGGCUGAGAGCCAUAAACUGUCAGUUUGUUUAUUUUUGUAAAUUAUGUGUAAAGAAUAAAUUUAUACUUUGAGCA
Molecule: messenger RNA, 1762 nt
Organism: Xiphophorus maculatus (southern platyfish)
Lineage: Eukaryota; Metazoa; Chordata; Actinopteri; Cyprinodontiformes; Poeciliidae
Gene: pisd
Product: phosphatidylserine decarboxylase
Exons: 9
Coding region: 16-1488 (490 amino acids)
Biological process (GO): phosphatidylethanolamine biosynthetic process
Cellular component (GO): mitochondrion
Molecular function (GO): phosphatidylserine decarboxylase activity
Source: RefSeq, a predicted model, not a curated record